AUGACGAAAAUAAUAGGAAGAAUUCCACAGUCCCAGCACAAAUUUACAUUUUCUCGUCAAACUAAAGAAGAAGCAAAUUUUGAGGCUGUCCAUCAUGGAGGAGGAGAUGUGCCCGGCGAGGGCGCUCCCUGCCCCAUCUUGCGCCCUGAGCGUGCCUCCGCAGGGCGGGUCCCGCCGCGCGCGUGUAAUGUGCGGGGGGUGGGAUCGACCUUACAAGAAAACACACAGAAGGAUGCUCUGCCGAUUAUGUUAGAACGAUAUCAGAUUGGUGUGAAACGUAAAACGAAGUGUCAACUGGUAACAUCGAUUACUCAGCGUUUCAUUGCUCAUACUAGACUAAAUAUGAGUUCAGUUAGAAUAAAUACUAGAAAAGGAACGGACAAGCAUUUGCAUCGACACAUAAAAGAAGUACGUUCAGAUAGCAUGGAACUACGAAAAACAAAUUCUUACUUCUCUCAAGCUGUAGGGAAACAAAAACGCCAUGUGGUAUUGCACACGCUCCAUCAACGAGAGGGUGUCCUCAAACUCUUGUUCAGUUUCUCCACAGAAACCGCAAAUGAAGUCGCUGGAAAGCGUGACGCCAGGAAGGACAUCUCGCACGUGAUCCACAAGCUCCAGAUAUGCUGCACGCGUGUAGCCCCGCCUCAUGCGCUCCAGUACAUGAGGGACAUACUGAAUAUAAUGGCAGCAUGCAGUAGUUGCAUCUCACAGACAGGAAGUGUGGAAGAAGCAGAUGUAAAUGCAAAGGAUAAUAAAGGAGCAACUCCUCUACAUAAGGCUUGCACUGCAGGCCAUGUGGAGUGUGUGCGAGAGCUGACACGAAGAGGGGCAGAUGUAAAUGCAAAGAAUAGUAAUGAAUGGACUCCUCUCCACAUUGCUUCCAAAGGGGGUCAUGUGGAGUGUGUGCAGGAGCUGCUACGAAGUGGUGCAGAUGUAAAUGCAAAAGAAAAUAAUGGAGCGACUCCACUACAUAAGGCUUGCAAUGGAGGUCAUGUGGAGUGCGUGCGAGAGCUGAUAGGAAGAGGUGCAGAUGUUAAUGCAAAGAAUAAUGAUGGAGCGACUCCUCUGCACAGGGCUGCCAAUGGAGGCCAAGUGGAGUGUUUGCGGGAGCUAUUAGGAAGAGGUGCAGAUGUAAAUGCAAAGAAUAAUAACGGAGCAACUCCUCUCCACAGGGCUUCAAAUGGGGGCCAUGUUAAUUGCGUGCGGGAGCUCUUGGUGGCUGGAGCAAGUGCCGCAGAGAGGAACAAUGGGGGAAAGACACCUCUUGACCUUUCAUCUAACGAUGAAGUGCGCAGAGCCUUUGAUGAGCUGUACUCAUAAAACUUCAAGAGUCAUCCCUAAAUUACAUAAUGCUAAGGAGAGGAAGGGCAUUGAAGACACUCCAUUAUGUAGCAGUAAGGGGUGUUAGCUUUGAGUGUAGUUGCUCUUUAUCUCCAACAUUUGCUGAAAUAAUUACUUUAAUUCAGUCUUAUGCAUACAUACAUACAUUUGAAAUGUAGUUAGACCUGGUGACAGUUUAUUAACAACAACAACAACAAUAAUAAUAAUAAUAAUAACAACAACAACAAUAUCAACAACAAUAACAACAAUAAUAUUAAGUAAAAUUAU
Molecule: messenger RNA, 1608 nt
Organism: Gryllus bimaculatus (two-spotted cricket)
Lineage: Eukaryota; Metazoa; Arthropoda; Insecta; Orthoptera; Gryllidae
Source: the annotation of a GenBank genome assembly